This is a messenger RNA of Naegleria fowleri, 2277 nucleotides long. RefSeq lists its product as uncharacterized. Lineage: Eukaryota; Heterolobosea; Eutetramitea; Acrasida; Naegleriidae. Gene Ontology annotation, molecular function: ATP binding; isoleucine-tRNA ligase activity; aminoacyl-tRNA deacylase activity. The record is from RefSeq and is a predicted model, not a curated record. The transcript is spliced from 2 exons. Bases 1 to 2277 code for a protein of 758 amino acids. Gene Ontology annotation, biological process: isoleucyl-tRNA aminoacylation.
AUGGCACUUCAUUAUUUUGGAAGAAUUAGUGCCAAAAUAUUUCAAAAGGCAAAGACCAAUGGAAAAUUCAAGGGUGCAGAAUUGGUUGGUUUGAAAUAUGAGCCACUUUAUGAUUUUUAUCGCGCUGAAUUUGGAUCAGUUGCAUUCAAAGUUGUUUCUGAUGACUAUGUCACCAAUACAAGUGGUACUGGUAUUGUCCAUCAAGCUCCAGGAUUUGGUGAGGACGACUAUCGUGUCUGCUUAAAACACGGAAUUUUUGAUGGAAAGGAAGUUUUGCCACCAUGCCCAUUGGAUGAUGUCGGUCGUUUCGUGUCCCCAAUUGAAAAAUUUAAGGGAAUGUACAUUAAGGAUGCUGAUCAUCACAUUUGUGAUGAUUUGAGAGAACGUCUUAGAUUAUUCAAGAAGGAAGCUAUUGCUCACAAGUAUCCUUUCUGUUGGAGAUCUGAUACUCCACUCAUUUAUAGAACCAUCCCUUCAUGGUUUGUUGCAGUGACUGAAUUGAGAGAGCGAUUAUUAGAAAACAACAAGAGAACCUACUGGGUGCCAGAACAUGUUCAAGAAGGUAGAUUCCACAACUGGUUGGCUGAUUGCAAGGAUUGGACCAUUUCAAGAAGUCGAUACUGGGGUACACCAAUCCCAAUUUGGAUGAGUGAUGAAGGUGAGGAAAUGGUUGCUGUAGGCUCUGUUGCAGAAUUAGAACAAUUGAGCGGUGUGAAGGGUAUUACAAAUCUUCACAGACAAUACAUUGAUGGAAUUACUAUUCCAAGUCAAAAGGGAACUGGUAAGAUUUUGAAGAGAGUUACCGAUGUGUUCGAUUGUUGGUUCGAAUCUGGAUCCAUGCCAUACGCACAAAAUCACUAUCCUUUCGAAAAUGCUGAAAAAUUCAAGAACACAUUCCCUGCUGAUUUCAUUGCUGAAGGUUUGGAUCAAACAAGAGGUUGGUUCUACACUUUGUUGGUCUUGGGUACUGCCUUGUUUGAUACUUGCCCAUUCCAAAAUGUCAUUGUGAACGGACUUGUUCUUGCUGAGGAUGGUUCAAAGAUGAGUAAGAGUAAGAAGAAUUAUCCAGAUCCAAAGCUGGUCAUUGAUGAGCACGGAUCUGAUGCUUUGAGAUUAUACUUGAUUAACUCUCCUGUAGUUAGAGCUGAACCUCUAAAGUUCAAGGAAGCCGGUGUCAGGGAUGUCGUAAAGGAUGUCUUGUUGCAAUGGUACAAUGCCUAUAGAUUCUUCGUCCAAGCUGUGAGACGAUACGUUACGGAGACUGGAGAACCCUUCAACAGUGAUAUUGCCAACUCUGCCAAGAUUGAAAAUAUUAUGGAUAAGUGGAUUGUUUCCUCCAGCAACAGUUUACUGAAAGCCAUUGCUGAAGAAAUGAAGGCCUAUCGGUUGUACAAUGUUACACCAAAAUUAGAAACAUUUAUCGAUCACCUUACCCGUUGCGAAGCUAGCGUUCACUUUGAAAUGCUCCCUCAAUGUGAUGAGAGUAAGAUUGAUUUAGAAAUUGAAAGAACUGUUGAGGCAAUGCAAAGCGUUGUUAAGGUCGGAAGAACUUUGCGUGUCAGAAAGAAUAUUCCUUCGAGAACACCAGUUUCUGAGUUUAUUGUUUGCAAUGUUGACGAAGAUUUCAUUAGACGAGUGAAGGAAAUGGAUUAUUUCAUUAAGAAGGAACUCAACGUUCACGGUAACAUUGUGGCAACUAGUGACAUUAGACAAUAUAGCGUCAAAUUAGAAGCAAGCCCCGAUAACAGACUUUUGGGACAACGUUUAGGCAAGAAGUUCAGAGAAGUGAAUCAAGCUAUCAAAUCAUUAACACAUGAGCAAUUGGUUCAAUUCUUGAAGACCAGAGAAGUCGUGUUGUGUGGUGAAAGAAUUACCAGUGAAGAAUUGAUUGUCAUUAGCAAAUUUGUUGGCACUGAAAAGAACUACUUUGCUGAUGAUUGCAGCAAUGGUACCUUGAUACUCAACACUGAGGUGAGUCAAGAGUUGAUGGAAUUAGGUUUCUGCAGAGAAACAACAAGUAUGGUUCAACAACUUAGAAAGAAAGCUGGAUUGAACUUUGACGAUAAGGUUGAUGUAUUUGUGACAGGCAAGAGCUCACCACAAAUUGUUGAAAUUUUGAAGAAACACACCUCUUUCAUUGAACAACACUUGAAGGGUAUGCAAGUCUUCUUUGAAACUCCAAAAUCUGAAAGACCUGUGGUUAUUUCUUCAGAGAUGAAUGUUGACAGAAUUAAUAACGACAAUGAUCAUGUUGUAGUUGUCACCUUGGUGAGAUAA